GGAGACUGUUCCUUUCCGCAGCUCCUCCGUGAUGUUUUCGCUAAACUCGGACUGAUUUAGCUAGCGCUCCGAGACCCUAAAGAGAUGCACUGUUUCAUCCACGCUCGAACUGCUGCAGGAGAGAGAGACACACACACCGCGCUCUUAUCUUAUCCACCUACUCCUGUUAUCUGCCACCGCCUUCACUGAGCUGUAGUUUGAAAAACAACCGUGAGAGGUCGCCAUAGCUCCACUUAAACUGAUACUAUCUUUUACCAGGUAGCUACUGUCUUGUAUAAUUCGUUUGGUUUAUUGACUAAACACCGUUGCAAGCCCACAGCAGACGGUUUAAAACGCCGCUAGCCAGUAUCAGUAAGCUAUCAUGCUAACGUUGUCUCGUGCUUAUGGCGGUUCUGCGUUCAGAAAUAUUAGGCUUAACAAAACAUAAGUGGGCUAGCUAACUAAAACUGAAUGAAUUUACUAUUAUACCUAGAUAAGUGGCAAUUAUUAUCAUAUUUACAUUAGCUGUAAAUAUGUAACGUUAGUGGUGUUUUACCAAGGCGUUACCUAAUUUUUUUCUUUAAAUAGGCCUACGUUACCUUUUAUAGCCUAUAUUUAUAUAUAAAAAAACUUGCUAGGCUAUACCACAACCGUUGUGUUAUUUUUAACAUUCAAGACUCUGCAGCAAAGCAUAUAGCUUUGUGUUAGCUAGCUACUUUUUAAUCUAAAGUGAAGUAUUAGCCUAUAUAGCCUACUGAGUCUCUGAAGGCAGAGCGACCGUUUUUAGGUUUGAAAGCAGAACAGCAGAUGUCACUACAGCCAAUAAACACUUUAUUUCGAAGCACAGAGAGCGUCUAUAAGCCCCAACUCCGACAGGUGUUUUUUCAUUUUAUUUUAUACGCUUGUUUUUAUGAUAAACCAAAUGACAUAGGCAUAGCUAGUGUUUAAUCCAUCUACUGCCCUCUCUGUUUAUGGCAACAGUUAUUGUGGAAUGGGAAGGUGUUGCGGUAUGUUAGGUAGGCUACACGGAAGGAAGUGUAAUUACACCGCUUGUCGAUAAAUGACAGGAGGCGUUGUGUGUCUGUUGUCAAAGACAGCCUCUUAUCACAGCUGGACCUCCAAUAUGGCACCAAAAGACCCUCUACUCGGCACUCUCAAAUUGUGUGUCCUGAACCUGCAGUCAAAUGGAGAGAUUGUGUCAGAUACCAACCCUCACCUCGCCUCCUGCUGUCAGCUUCUUGAGCUGGUCCUCAGGAAGGGGCUCCAACAGCCGGUUCUCAGUCUGGUACACAGAGACUACUGGCAGUGUUUUGAACAGCUUACCCACCACGAUACCUGUGGCAGGCUGUCUGGCCUGUCUUUAAUAGUGGAGCAGACCAGAGUUUGCAGGAAGCUGCUCUCAGCUCAGGGCCGAGGCCGCUACCUGCUCAGGCUGGCCCUCAGCCGCAAGGCUCUACCACAGUUCAUCACACACCUGCUGCACACACCCAGACUCCUGGAGUGGUACAGUCCAGCAAUGUCAAUCAUCAGGAAUGAGGAAUUUGUGGAGCCUUUUAUGUCGCUGCUGCUGGUCCUCUCUCACAUGGAGUUCAAACUGGGCAUGGAGAAUUGCAGUUUUCUGGAUGAAAGCUGGCUUCUACCGGUGUGUGAGACAUAUGAAGUAGUGCCCUGUCGGGAGGUAGGGAUGGUGUUGAGGUAUCUAAGUGGGCGCGUCUUUGUCCUCGACUUGAUGCCUGGUAGUCAGGCUCAUGUCGACAACUUUAUCUCUCCUGGUGACAUCAUUGAUGAGAUCAACGGAACCUCGCUGAGGAAUUCCAAGAAUGGACAGGCAGGUGUGCUUCUGUCUCGCCUAAAGGGCUGCCCUCUAUCCAUUGGUGUUUUGCGGUGGAGGGCUCAAGAUGGGACAGUGUAUCUGCCCCUUAUCAAACUCCUGCAGACCCUGAGGAUGGAGGACCCCACCCUGCAGCUUGGUCCCGCUCCCUCCCAGCAGUCAGUUUCCAAGGACCAGAGAAACUCUCCGUCACAGUGUCUCAAGGAGGGAAGGAUUGUGUACAUUGUGCAGUUCUUGGGAAAGGCAAACGUAAUGUUUGGGGGAAAGGAGGUGCUGCAGCAUGCCAUUACACAAGUGUUGCAGAAAAACCUACCUAGCAAGGAAGUGCUACUGGAUAUGAAGGAAACGCAUUUGACAUGCACAGAAAGAAACAGUAAAUUGGAGCUGUUUAAGCAUCACUAUCCAGAGAUUUCAUGCGUAGGGAGAUUCGGCCAAGCAGACUACACAAUAUUUGCAUUCUGCGUGGCUGGAUCCCCAGAAACCCCUCGGUCAACAGGCUUCUGCUGCGUGGCACUGAGGGCCAGCACUAUCAAGGAGUGUGAAGAAAUUGUCUGCCGUAUUGCUGCUGGUUUCAAGCAUACUGAGUGGUUUGUAUGACAACUCAACUAUUGUGUAUAGUGUUGUAAAUAAAGUCUAUCCAGAUCAUG
Messenger RNA from Perca flavescens (yellow perch), 2457 nucleotides. RefSeq lists its product as uncharacterized. The transcript has 16 exons. Gene Ontology annotation, molecular function: protein binding. Lineage: Eukaryota; Metazoa; Chordata; Actinopteri; Perciformes; Percidae. The coding region runs from base 1040 to 2407 and encodes 455 amino acids. The record is from RefSeq and is a predicted model, not a curated record.